Messenger RNA from Acanthosepion pharaonis, 660 nucleotides. Lineage: Eukaryota; Metazoa; Mollusca; Cephalopoda; Sepiida; Sepiidae. The record is from the annotation of a GenBank genome assembly.
AUGAAUAAUCUAUCUAUCUAUCUAUCUAUCUAUCUAUCUAUCUAUCUAUCUGACAGUCUACAGACUAAUAUAUCUAUCAAUACCUCAUAUACUUUUGUUUUUCUUUCCCGUUUACCUCGUUUCUAUCAUAUUUUCCCCGUCAGCACAGCUUCUUUUUUUGUUUUGUUUCCCGAACAAUCGUUUGGUCUUUUACUAACCCUUCUUUAUAACCACACUUCAUUACAUUCCUCUAAACACUUUAGAAGUUGCUCCCAUACGGACAAUUUGGUUCUGUACUAUUUUAAAUUAAAAUCUAUCUAUCUAUCUAUCUAUCUAUCUAUCUAUCUAUCUAUCUAUGUCUGCUCUUAUCUAUCUAUCUAUCUAUAUAUCUAUCUAUCUAUCUAUCUAUCUUUGUUUUUAUCUCUAUCUAUUAUAUCAAUCAUUGUCUCUAUCUUUAUCUCUAUCUAUUUAUCAAUCAUUGUCUGCUCUUAUUAUCUAUCUAUACUAGUCUGCUCCUAUCUAUCUAUCUAUCUAUCUAUCUAUCUAUCUAUCUAUCUAUCUAUCUAUUCCAGUAUGCUGCUAUCUAUCUAUCUAUCUAUCUAUCUAUCUAUCUAUCUAUCUAUCUAUCUAUCUAUUUGGAAGACGUUUUCUCUGUUUUUACUCGCUGCUUAUUUCCUAUAG